Messenger RNA from Parastagonospora nodorum SN15, 690 nucleotides. RefSeq lists its product as hypothetical. The transcript is spliced from 2 exons. Gene Ontology annotation, molecular function: ribonuclease P RNA binding. The record is from RefSeq and is a predicted model, not a curated record. Bases 1 to 690 code for a protein of 229 amino acids. Gene Ontology annotation, biological process: rRNA processing; tRNA 5'-leader removal. NCBI's taxonomy places the organism in Eukaryota, Fungi, Ascomycota, Dothideomycetes, Pleosporales, Phaeosphaeriaceae. Gene Ontology annotation, cellular component: ribonuclease MRP complex; ribonuclease P complex.
AUGGCGGAAUCCAAAGGACUUCCUUUCGGCCAAGCCCUGCUCGAGCGCGCCUUUUCGCCAGACACGGCAGCGUCCCACUACACCGAGCGCCUUCUAAAGCGCCCGCUUACCAUCCGCGCAACAUCGCCAACGCCCUCAGCACGCGCCAUCCGCCGUCGCACGCUCAACGAAUCCAAGGAGAAGACUCGGAAACAGAGCAAACAGAAGCCACGCCCGCUUUCCGCUGCGCAGAAACGCAAACUAUGUCUGAACGAGAUACCCAAAGAGCAGCAAAAGUACUCCAUAUAUGAGCCGUUACACAAUCUCUGGCUUGGAUACAUGCGAGAGAUUCUUUGUGUGAAUGAUGCUCAGAGGCCUGUUUACCUCACCCCAGCGUCGAGCGGCCAAAUGCUGGCCAGCGCCGACAUGCAUGGUGCACUGCUCCGCAUAGUUCGAAGCCGGUGCGUGAGUCGUGUAGGUUUGGAGGGCAUAGUCGUACGUGAUACGAGGUUUACAUUCGAAAUCAUCACCAAGAAUAAUGUAGUUAAAGCGAUUCCAAAAGAGCAUACCAUAUUCCAAUUUACGAUCGCCUUGGAGGGCGGAGAAGAGAAGAAGCCAUUGGUGUUCGAGAUCAAUGGGGAACAAUUCCAGACCAGGGCACCGGAUCGCGCCAACAAGAAGUUCAGGAUGCAUUAUCAGCCGGACCUCUGA